Scheffersomyces stipitis CBS 6054 is the source of this 1056-nucleotide messenger RNA. RefSeq names its product putative GTPase. The transcript has a single exon. The record is from RefSeq and is a predicted model, not a curated record. Lineage: Eukaryota; Fungi; Ascomycota; Pichiomycetes; Serinales; Debaryomycetaceae. Gene Ontology annotation, molecular function: GTPase activity. Gene Ontology annotation, cellular component: cytoplasm. The coding region runs from base 1 to 1056 and encodes 351 amino acids.
AUGUUCGGGCAAGUAGUUAUUGGACCUCCAGGAUCAGGAAAGUCUACAUAUUGCUAUGGAAUGCACCAAUUCAUGUCUGCAAUAGGGAGAAAACUGUGUAUAAUCAAUCUUGAUCCCGCUAAUGACCGCUUACCAUAUCCAGAUUGUGCAUUGGAUAUACGUGACUUUAUAACUUUGGAAGAAGUCAUGGAGGAAUUAAAAUUAGGCCCAAAUGGAGGUCUUAUGUACGCAUUAGAAAGUUUGGAUGAAACAGGAAUAGACCACUUUAUCGACAUGAUAACUGAGUUGGUUGAAGAUCAGAACUACUUAAUUUUUGAUAGUCCAGGACAAGUAGAAUUAUUCACCCAUCACAAUUCGAUCUAUAAGAUAUUUAAGAGGUUAACAAAUACAAAAAGGCUUCGGUUAUGUGUGGUGUUGCUUGUUGAUUCCUUAUACCUUACCAGUCCUUCACAAUACAUUUCAAUUUUACUACUAACUUUAAGAUCUAUGUUGCAACUAGAUUUUCCUCAAGUGAAUGUGAUAUCAAAGAUAGACAUGUUGAAAAAUUACGGGGAAUUGCCGUUUAGACUCGACUACUAUGCUGAAGCUCAAGAUUUGGAACAACUAACUCCUUACUUGGAGAAAGAGUCUAAUUCAGUUCUAGGUAGAAACUAUGUUAGAUUAACUAAAAUGAUUGGAGAGUUGGUAGAAGAUUUCAACCUUGUGUCAUUUGAAGUUUUGUCCGUGGAGAAUAAGCAAAGUAUGAUAAAUUUACUCAGCGUAAUAGAUAAAGCAAAUGGCUACAGCUUUGGAAGUGAGAUUGGAGGAGACUCUAUCUGGAGCGAAGCUACGAGGCAAGGUGGGGCUUCAGGAUAUGCGGCGGUAGAUAUCCAUGAACGUUGGAUUGAAUAUAAAGAUCAAUAUGACCAAGAAGAAAGAAAGUCAGAAGAAAGACUUGAACAAAGUGAUAAUGAAGGUGAUGCUACACAGCCUUCUAUGACAGAGGAUGAAGAAUGGGAACUUGCCGUUCAUGAAUGGGAGAAGAAUAGAGGAGCAAGUGGUCCUCUUUCUAGAUGA